UUUUUGGACUUUAGCCCCACAACCUCCCUGUUGAUCCUGGAAGUCAUCAAGAGACCCGUUAUCUGACCUCUGACCUUGGAUUCAUUCACUUCUGCAGCCACUAGCCUGCUGACCUUGGAUUUAUCAGACCCCAAAGCUAUACAAGUCAGGGGAAGUAUCCAGCUUGACAUCUGAUCCAUGGACUUUGAACCUUGGGCUUGAAUUUCCCUACUUCUACAACUGGAGUCUUCAAGCUCUGGUGUACGUGUUGGCCAGUUCUGAAAUCUUGUUGGAGCUCUACGUUGACAAUUAGGGAAUGGACCGUUUGGGUUCCUUUAGCAAUGACCCCUCCGAUAAGCCCCCUUGCAAAGGCUGCUCGUCCUACCUCACGGAGCCCUACAUCAAGUGUGCCGAGUGUGGGCCUCCUUCCCUUCUCCUCUGCUUGCAGAAUUGCUGUGGUGCGGCAGGUGUGGAACCAGGAUUCAUAUUGUUUUACUCGAGGAUUUGAGUACAAGAAACAUCAAAGUGAUCAUACUUAUGAAAUAAUGACAUCAGAUUUUCCUGUUCUUGAUCCCAGUUGGACGGCUCAAGAAGAAAUGGCCCUCUUGGAAGCUGUCAUGGACUGUGGCUUUGGAAACUGGCAGGAUGUAGCCAAUCAGAUGUGUACCAAGACCAAAGAGGAAUGUGAGAAACAUUAUAUGAAGCACUUCAUUAAUAACCCUCUGUUUGCAUCCACCUUGCUGAACCUGAAGCAAGCAGAGGAGGCAAAGACUGCUGACACAGCCAUUCCAUUUCACUCUGCAGAUGACCCUCCCCGGCCUACCUUUGACUCCCUGCUUUCUCAGGACAUGGCAGGAUACAUGCCAGCUCGAGCAGACUUCAUCGAGGAGUUUGACAAUUACGCAGAAUGGGACUUGAGAGACAUUGAUUUUGUUGAAGAUGACUCGGACAUUUUACAUGCUCUGAAGAUGGCUGUGGUAGAUAUCUAUCAUUCAAGGUUAAAAGAGAGACAGCGACGGAAAAAAAUUAUAAGAGACCAUGGAUUGAUCAACCUUAGAAAGUUUCAGUUAAUGGAACGGCGCUAUCCGAAGGAGGUUCAAGACCUUUAUGAAACAAUGAGGCGAUUUGCAAGGAUUGUGGGCCCAGUGGAGCAUGACAAGUUCAUUGAAAGUCAUGCAUUGGAAUUUGAACUCCGAAGGGAAAUCAAGAGGCUCCAAGAAUAUAGGACAGCCGGCAUUACCAACUUUUGUAGUGCCAGGACCUAUGAUCACCUGAAGAAAACGCGAGAGGAAGAGCGCCUGAAGCGCACCAUGCUCUCUGAAGUUCUUCAGUACAUCCAGGACAGCAGUGCUUGCCAGCAGUGGCUCCGCCGGCAAGCUGACAUUGAUUCCGGCCUGAGCCCUUCUAUUCCAAUGGCUUCAAAUUCAGGUAGACGAAGUGCACCACCCUUGAACCUCACUGGCCUCCCGGGAACAGAAAAGCUGAAUGAAAAAGAAAAGGAGCUUUGUCAGAUGGUGAGGUUGGUCCCUGGAGCCUAUUUAGAAUACAAAUCCGCUCUGUUGAACGAAUGCAACAAGCAAGGAGGCUUGAGACUGGCGCAGGCAAGAGCACUGAUCAAGAUAGAUGUGAACAAAACCCGGAAAAUUUAUGAUUUUCUCAUCCGAGAAGGAUACAUUACUAAAGCCUGAGGCUCUCGGGACUGGGGGUCAGAAACCAGAAGUCUGGAAUGUGGUGGGCUGAAGGACAAUAUGGGCUUCCUGGAGAGUUUUGUCUUUGUGCUGAAUUCUCACUAUAAGAUGGGGGAAAAGCCAAAGGAAAGCUUGGGUUGUAUUAAUGUCUACUUUCUACGCCACCUGCUUUAAACACUCCUGUUGUUGGUGCUGUGCUGCAGAGUUGUGUGCUAGAUGAGUUUAUUAUUAAAUGUGAGUGGGAAUUCAUUCCCAACACCUCUUGUAACUAAAACAAGCAUAGUACCUCACAUUCCUUGCUGGUAGAAAUAGAACUAAACCAUAGUUGUUAGGCCCAGGGGUCCAGUCCAGAGUCUCAAACUUUGGAGGUUGUUUUGUUUAAGAGAGAGGUAUAGAGCAUGCGAAAGCUUUCUCUUUUCUUCUAAGGCAGUGGUUCUCAAUCUGUGGGUCUCGACCCUUUUUGGGGGUAUAA
Molecule: messenger RNA, 2139 nt
Organism: Echinops telfairi (small Madagascar hedgehog)
Lineage: Eukaryota; Metazoa; Chordata; Mammalia; Afrosoricida; Tenrecidae
Gene: TADA2A
Product: transcriptional adaptor 2A
Exons: 17
Coding region: 321-1667 (448 amino acids)
Biological process (GO): regulation of transcription by RNA polymerase II; chromatin remodeling
Cellular component (GO): SAGA-type complex; nucleus
Molecular function (GO): zinc ion binding; transcription coactivator activity; protein binding
Source: RefSeq, a predicted model, not a curated record